Tremella mesenterica DSM 1558 is the source of this 726-nucleotide messenger RNA. RefSeq lists its product as uncharacterized. The record is from RefSeq and is a predicted model, not a curated record. The transcript has a single exon. The coding region runs from base 1 to 726 and encodes 241 amino acids. Lineage: Eukaryota; Fungi; Basidiomycota; Tremellomycetes; Tremellales; Tremellaceae.
AUGAGAUCCACUCUUGAAUCUAUGAUCGGAGACCUCGAGGAAUACGCUCGAGAAGGUGAGAAAGUGGUGAAAUGGAUGAAGCUCAACCAGGAAACCGUGUUGGGAACUGCAACCGACAUUGACUCUGGAACUAACCCUUUUUUCCCACCCCCCCGGCCAUCACAACCCAACUGGACAAAGGACAAUCUCGCUAAAUUUUCACAAACAGUCGAAUUGGUUCGUCAAGUGUUACACAGCAUAGGCCGACCUGUAAAAGGAGACUCAAGGGCAACAGCCUACAACACAAUUGAAAUACUGUCAAGUUAUAACACAGUGGAAGCCUUUUCCGACAAAUACGCCCCAAGCCAAGGCAAUGUGGGGACUCUGGACGUUUGGCAACAGUGUUAUGACCAGUUGACUUCAGUGACCAACUUUCUCCAGGACGUGUGCACGUUUGAGGCAGUCGGCCAGGCAACAAUGAAUCAGCCAAACCCUAUCACGUCACAGCGUUUACAAGAAGAGCUCAGCGGGUCCGGAAUUCAUAUCAAACUCACAACCAGCGCUGACCAACGGACGAGAUCGCAAGAUGAGCUGAAAAGUCUUCGAACUCGACUCCUGCAAUUUGUGAAAGCUCAGACCAACAAGGGAAUUGUGAAUACGCCUCUCCUUGAAGAAGCGACCAGACAGUGGGCAAGCAACUUGGUGAGAACCUGCCCCAAGAUCGUCUCGACAGACGCUAAUCGUUGA